Paramuricea clavata is the source of this 3936-nucleotide messenger RNA. Lineage: Eukaryota; Metazoa; Cnidaria; Anthozoa; Malacalcyonacea; Plexauridae. The record is from the annotation of a GenBank genome assembly.
CCAUCAUCUGCUAAAGAUUGCAAGACGAAAAACCCACAUAGAACGAUACAUGCCCAAGCCCAGUUGAGAUGCCGCAGCAUGGUGAAUUUCUACCGCUAUAGAGCAGCUCUAUCAGUCCGGCACCUUGAUUAGAAAGUAGAAAAGCAGGUCAGUCACUAUUCAGUUUCUCACGGUCAAAUUCAAGGUGAACUCUUGAGUUUGGCUUUAUCUCUUUGUAGUGCAUGUCUAGGCGAUAGUGCUUGUCAGUUUGAACUAUGAACUUACACUGGUCUAAUCAGUUUUGUCAAGUUCCGUGCGAGUUCCUUGUUCAAAUUGAAAAUCUUUUCCCCGUAUAGCAUGAACACAUAUAACACUGCUACUUUUUAAAUUGACCAAUCAAUCAAGUUUAAUCCAUUAACAAAGUAAAGUUAACCCAAAACAAUAAUAUCUUUGUUCUACACUUGAAUCAUAUCUAAGAUGUAGUGUCUUCCUACCUUCACUUAUAUUUAAUGUCUUCCCUCUUCAACCACCGGUUUCAAGUUACAGUAUAUAUCUAUCACUUGCUAUCAACAAAUUGUUUCUAUUUUCAAAAGGACUUAGAAUUUAACUUUUUCUGUUGAUAAUUUAUAAUAUUGUUCCAGUUGACUUCACAAAGUUACUGAUGCAGGUACAGUGAUCCAUCGAAACAGGUGGCGAAGUCUUUGACGAACAGACAGUUCGCUUUUGAAUAAUAAAAAUAUAUUAUUUUCUCUUUUUAUGUCCACAGAAGCGAAAGUAUUGUAAGGGGAGGUAGGGGGUGGUUGGAGGAGGGGAAGAUGGGGGUGUAGGUGAGAGAUCCCACUCCAUCCUCGACUAUUCAGACUUCAGUAGUUCUCAGUCGUAUCAAAAUUGAUAGAAAAGUCUUUUUAUCAAGUCUCUGACAAUAUUUCUGUAAUAGAAAUGGAAUACUGCACGUACUCCAAGACAACUUAGACAAGCGUACCUUAAACCGUCUCGGAAAUAUUUUAUGCAUUUUAAAUUGGAUAAAACUCUUUUCCAAUCCCUAGCUGUUGGUUUGGUCUUUAAUCUCGAAGAUGCAAGUUCAAACGUGUCAGCAUAAAUAUUGAUACACUUGGCAAACAUUCAACUUUAAAACAAACUAAAAGAUGGACUUUCCUACAGCCUGUGAAUUAUAUUAAAGUUAGUAAACAUAUUAUUGUACUUGUUUAUAAGGAUUUUCGUAGAUGUAUAUACAUAUUUUAAGUAAACGUAAACAUGCUGGUCGCAGCACUAACACUGUAUGUAGUGUCUAGUGACCUUGUUUGAUCUUGAUUAGGUUAAUUUUGUAUAGUGUGCGUUAAUUAAGUGUCGAGCACUCUACUUCUCAAAUAAACAUACACUGUAAAUUUCAAGUAGUUGACUCAACUCCAAGAAAGUGCGGUUAUUCUCUCACCAAAAAACGGUGACAGAAUCUGACUUUUGGAGUUGAUUGGAUAGCUCCUUGAUAUUUACAAUGUACUCACAGCAGAGUCAGAGUGAAGAAUGAUUGAGUUUUAGUAGUACAUAUAUGUGACAAAUGACAAUCAAUAACGUACGUAGUUAUGACGAACACAUGCACCCAGGGGAGUGUUUGCGCAUUUCCUAAUUUAAAUAAUUAGCGCAAACAACGCACGCUACGCACAAUAAUGAGGUGGUGAAAUGUGAUGAAAUGUUUAAUCCUUAAACUAACAUAUCAGCAGUACAUGUAUAUACACGUAUCGUGAUUCUCAUGCCAGCAAGCUAGUCUGAAGCAUCUUUCAAGAACGAGCAUUUUGGCUUUGGCAUUGCGCAGUGAUGUUUUCCCUUGAAUUUUUCCUCGUACUUUGUGUGUUUGGCGCACAUAGCGCGGUGGUAAAGAAUGCAAAAGGUGGCUGCAGUGAACUGUACUAUCUCUAUGACAUGUCAGACAACUUUAACGAAACCAUUGCUCAUACUAUCCACUCGAUGACCGUCCAAGGACUACGAAUGUUCAAUCCUCGUGCGACAGAGCACAACAACGUCCCGACUGUAAAUCAUGAUAUCAGCGAUGAGGUAUUUAAGGUUUCAUUGUCAAUGAAUUGUUGUCCUUUUAUAUUAUAUGCUUAGCUCAAAAAUCAAUACUGUGCCAUCCAGUCACGAUCCAGUGAUAGGAAUGAUCCAUUGUCACUUCAUUGAUUUAAAAAUCCCAGUGUUAAUUCCAUGCCGUCCAGUCACUGGUUUUGAUGUAUUGCGCCGGAUUUCGACUUAUUCUGCAAUGUCUUCCUAUUAAUUUAUAGUGACAUCCGAGCAGUCGAGUUGAACAAGCGAAUUCUUAUAAAAUAAUAAGCAAAUUCUUCUUGUGGGAAUAAAAUAAAAAUCACUCUUAGUAGUGGCUAUUAAUAUAUGAUUAAAAAGGAGUUGUACGUUUGGGCCGCCCGUGACAGCAGUAAACAUGGUACCUACAUUAUUCAUAGUAUUAUAUCAGUAGUAUUUCAGGAUUUACUAGUAUUUCGUUCACCAGUCACAUGCAAUAUAUUAUAGAGUUUAAGAAAAGCUUAAGACAAGUUCAAACGUCGAACUUUUCAUGAACCGCACCAAAUUCAACUGAAUUUACUCAAAGAGUUUAGAGGAGGACCAUUGGAAAAAUGGUGACUGGGGAGGACGAAAAAAUUCGCGCAAAGAAAAACAAAAGAAAAAAAUUCGAGUAAAACGAAAAGCAAAGAAAAAUAUCUUGAAAAUUCCGAAAAAAAAAAUCCGGCACAAGUAGACGGCCGAAAAAAAUUCGUGCAAGCUGAAGUGAAUCACUUUUCUAAUGGUCGGCCCUAAGGGUCAUAAACACGGCCUAAAUUUCAUUCCUAGAGUCACUUGGUUCUUCCUUACGCCCCAGAAGAUCACAUGACUGAGCAGUUUACCACGAAUACAAUGAACAUUAUUGACGCCAUUUUGUCGCGCAUUGGUGAAGACGAUGAUGGACUCGGACCGAACUGGUCAUCGACCGAACGCAUUGUGCACAAGUUUCACAUGCAUGACGUGUGGUCACGUGUGCUGAUGACGUAUAAAGAAACCGUUGAGAAGAAUCCCCCUCAGGUAAGUUUUGUUAUUACUUCAUGUAACUUACAUGUAAAACGCAGCAAACUUCAAAGCGUUUUUUCAAGACGUCUUUUUCAAGACGUCUUUUUCAAGACGUCAACUUCAAGACGUCUUCAAAGCGUUAAAAAAUUUGUUCAUUAUUAAUAGUACGGUUGAUUUGACAGACGAUACCAUGGGUUUAUUGCUUGUCAAUAUGCCGAAAAUUCCUUGUCUGUGCCAAAAGUUUUGGCCUAGUCAGUUCCAGAUAAUGCCAUUGUUGGAAGCGAAAUAGUCUCCCAACUAAUUACCAAAGUUUUCACUGUUUUCCAAGUGUAAUAUUUAAUGGAGGAAUCCAGUGGGGAGACCACAAUGUUUCCUAAUUGUUGGCUAACCUUCGAAAACGUUGGCUAGGAGACAAUGUUCCUUGGUAAACAUGAAACCCAACGCCGACUAAGCGCUGAAUGUUUUUCCGUUUAGGACGAGCUUUGCGAAUGUCUUUUGAAUUCCAGCGAGAACGGUAUCUAUGACGCCGUGUACUGGGUUGCUCAACACUACAAGACUGGCACACCCAUUACAUUGCUGAACCGACCAAUCCCGAAAUUGAAAGACGCAAAGUCGUGGGGAGUCUGGAAAAAGCGACUCUUGCAUUACUACACACGUCCGGCAUUGUAUGACGCUAGUUUGUACCUGUACUGCGCCACCAAGCAUUUCUGAGACUUUUGGAUUUAUCGUCGACAGAUCGACAUUUCUCUUUAAAUAGUGGAUACUGAUCUAUAAUCGAUGUUUUUCUGUAAAAGCAAUGAAACUAUAGAAAAAAAAAUAUAUUAGAUUUACUGGUUAUAAUAAAGGGGGUGAAAUAAGUUUAAUAAUUAUUAUUGAAUGUAAUGAUGAUGAUUAUUGCUGAAAUCUAGA